UUGAUCCUGCAAGGGCAGUUUUGGAAUCCCAAAAAGUCUGUCUUUAUAUUAGUAGUAGUAGCUGCUAGCAAACCCCAAACAGCCAACAAUUUGCCAACUCUUCCUCAAACAAGUGUCUAAACAUAGAGAAUUGCUUAAUGGAUCCAGACGGCUUUUCUUCCAGCUUGUUCAAGUGGGACCCAACGAGGGGAAUAGUGCAGGCGCCAGUCAGGUUGCUGGAGGCGGUAGCUGCGGCGCCUACGCAGGCGGCGUACGGAGUGAGGCCGAGGGAGCUGGGUGGUCUAGAGGAGCUUUUUCAAGAUUACGGCAUCAGGUACUUCACCGCUGCGAAGAUCGCCGAGCUGGGUUUCACGGCUAGCACGCUGGUGGAUAUGAAGGAUGAGGAACUGGACGAGAUGAUGAACAGCUUGAGCCAGAUUUUUAGGUGGGAGCUUCUGGUGGGAGAGAGGUAUGGGAUUAAGGCUGCUGUUCGCGCUGAAAGGAGGCGGCUUGACGACGACGAUUCCAGAAGAAGACAGACCCUCUCUACUGACACUACCCACGCUCUCGAUGCUCUCUCCCAGGAAGGUCUGUAUAUAUUCAUAUAACAUAUACACACACGUAUACAUGGAAUAAACUGUGAAAAUAAACAUACCAACUUUCUUGUUGGGCCGGGGAAGAAAAAGCAGCGGCGGAGAAAGGUGGUGGGUGAGGAGGAGCAGGAGGAGGAAAACGGUGGUGGAAGCGAGAGACAGCGCGAGCACCCUUUCAUCGUGACAGAGCCUGGGGAGGUGGCACGUGGCAAAAAAAAUGGCCUUGAUUAUCUCUUCCACUUGUACGAGCAGUGUCGUGACUUCUUGAUCCAAGUCCAGAACAUCGCCAAGGAGCGAGGAGAAAAGUGUCCCACGAAGGUGACGAACCAGGUGUUUAGAUAUGCAAAGAAAGCUGGGGCGAGUUAUAUAAACAAGCCAAAAAUGCGACACUAUGUGCACUGCUAUGCUUUACACUGUCUUGACGAGAAGGAAUCAAAUGCGUUGAGGACAGCAUUUAAGGAGAGAGGAGAAAAUGUAGGGUCGUGGAGACAGGCGUGUUAUAAGCCUCUUGUCGCCAUUGCAGCACGCCAAGGUUGGGACAUUGAUGCCAUUUUCAAUGCACAUCCUCGUCUUGCCAUUUGGUAUGUCCCCAACAAGCUUCGCCAACUUUGCCAUGCCGAGCGCAAUAAUACUGCCAUUGCUUCUACCUCCGCGGCUGCUCAUCAUCUUCCAUUCUAA
Molecule: messenger RNA, 1250 nt
Organism: Carica papaya (papaya)
Lineage: Eukaryota; Viridiplantae; Streptophyta; Magnoliopsida; Brassicales; Caricaceae
Source: RefSeq, a predicted model, not a curated record